GAUGUAUCGAAUAUAUAACGCAAUUCGCACUAUAAAAAUUCCCUUUACACGAUCAAAACGUUUGUCAAGUUCAUUUUGUGCAAGAUCUCAUACAUGUGGGGAAUUGAAUGACUCAAACGUUGGUGAAAGAGUUACUCUUUAUGGGUGGGUACAAUUUCAAAGAAUGAAUAAAUUCUUAACACUUCGAGAUUCAUAUGGCUCAACACAAGUUAUCUUACCUCCGAAAUUUGCAAAGCUAAAGCCUGAAAGCGUAGUUAAAGUUAGUGGUUCUGUUGCUAAACGACCAGAAGGUCUAAGCAAUUCCGAUAUGAAAACUGGGAAUAUUGAAAUAAUUGCUGAUGAUGUUGAAUUGUUGAAUGAAUGUCCGCAAACUCCAUUUUCAGUACAUGAUAAUAGGAAUGUUAACGAAGAUACAAGGCUUAAACAUCGAUAUUUAGAUAUUAGAUCUGCAGAAAUGCAAAAGAGAUUGCGAAUGAGAUCAAAACUUCUCUUUAAAAUGAGAGAAUUUUUAUGUGAAAAACAUAAUUUUGUUGACGUCGAAACACCGACGCUUUUCAGGAAAACGCCUGGAGGAGCCAGAGAAUUUAUUAUACCAAGCCAUACCGUACCAAAUCACUUCUAUUCUUUACCGCAAAGCCCCCAACAGUUUAAGCAGCUUCUUAUGGUCGGCGGUAUAGAUAGGUACAUGCAAAUAGCAAGAUGCUAUAGAGAUGAGACAACUAGGCCUGAUAGACAACCAGAAUUCACACAGCUUGACUUGGAAAUGUCCUUUGUCGAUAGCGAAAAUAUAAUGAAUUUAACAGAGGAAAUGCUAAAAUACUCUCUGCCAUUUGAACUAGAGACGCCUAUUCCUAGGUAUGAUUAUGGUCAAGUUAUGAUUGAUUACGGAACAGAUAAACCGGACUUGCGAAUACCUUAUAAAAUAGAAAAUAUUCCUCAAAGUAUGCCAAAAAUCAAGCAUGAAACAAUAAAGUUCAUUAAACUUGAAGGAGCAACGAACUAUUUAGAGGAGCCCCAAUUAAAAGAAUUAAUGAAGUAUGCAUCAGAUUUUCAAGGACGUGAGUUUAGAAUUCUUCAAACAAAUGAUGCUCAGAAUUCUAUACAUAAGAUAUUUAACUCUAAACCGGAAGAUAUAAUUCUUAUGGCAACUGGUUCAGUGCCUCAAGUUUGCAGUUUAUUAGGAAACUUAAGAGUUGCUUCAGCUGACCUUCUUGAAAAAAGCGGUUGUAAAGUUCGAAGUAGUGAUUAUCGUUUUGCUUGGAUCAAAAAUUUCCCGCUUUUUGAGAAAAAUGAUGGAAAGUUUGAAUCAGCUCACCAUCCAUUCACCGCUCCACAGGAAAAGGACGAGCAUCUAGUUUAUACCGAUCCAAUAAUGGCCCGAGGUAAUCACUACGAUCUUGUUUUGAAUGGAUUCGAAGUUGGAGGUGGUUCGAUAAGAAAUCAUAAGUCAACAUUACAAAGAUAUAUCAUUGAAGAAAUUUUAAAGGAGGACAGCAAAACGUUAGAUCAUUUAUUGACAGCCCUAGAUAUGGGUGCUCCUCCUCAUGGAGGUAUAGCUUUGGGUCUCGAUAGACUAGUUGCAGUUCUCUGCAAUGUUACAAGUAUAAAGGAAGUAAUUGCUUUUCCAAAGACAAACGAAGGUCGCGAUUUAAUGUCAUGUUCCCCUGCUCCAUUAUCUAAAGAAGAUGCAGAUUAUUAUUUGAAAGACUAUAUUUCAAAGAAGCAGUCAGAAAAACCGAAUACAACAACAUAG
Molecule: messenger RNA, 1753 nt
Organism: Dimorphilus gyrociliatus
Lineage: Eukaryota; Metazoa; Annelida; Polychaeta; Dinophilidae
Source: the annotation of a GenBank genome assembly